UGAGGGGGAUCGUACGGAACUCGAGGAUCACGAGGAGGGGAGAGGGGUCGAAGUGCCGUAUGGGUAUCCUCCUGUACUCCGAGGGUUUCCAGGCAGCGGCAGUCCACGGCCCGGGACAGGACCCAGGCCUGGAGAAGACGAGUGUUGUGUCGGAUUUUUUUUAUGGAUAAGGGAAGAUUUAUCGGGUGAAUUGUUUGUCUUGGAUAAUUGAUUGGUAAUUUUUUUUUCCGGGAUAAUUGAUGUGCGAGAUGUUUUUUUUUAUAUUGGGAAUUGUGAUUUUUUAAAAAUUAAUUGGGCGAUUGUCGAGUGAGGGAGAAAAUCAGGGGGGUGGGUGGCGAAUAGUGAGAGAGCGCGGGAAAAUGAGAUGGAUUCGCAGUGAAAUGUGGUGAUUCGGUGAUUUCUAGGACUUUAGAGAUCGUGUGAGAACUGGAGAGAUAAAUGAAUCAUCGGAGGUGAUUUGUUUUUAUGAAAGUGUGGAGAGGUCGGUGGUUGAAAAACAGGGGCAAGUGACGGGGGUGAGUUGCGAAGAAAAACCGGCGAGAGGUGUGAGGGGGCAAACGACAGUUUACGAAUAAGUGGAAAGCUAAGGGUUGAGAGAGUAGGGGAGGUAGGUGAAGUGGUGUUGCACUGGUUGAAAUAUAUAAAAAAAAUAAUACAGGAACAUGAGAGACUGUGGUACGGUCUCUGACUGCGGGCGCACGUGCGCCCCACGAGGAAGUUACUACGACGAGUCGACGAGGCGCUACUGCAACGAGCUAGGACGUUAAGAAGAGCCCCAAGGCAGAUAAUACUCUAGAGAAAAGCCCCGUUUUUAUUAGCUUAUUUUUUUCUUAGACUCCCCUUUACUUCUUUCUCCUCCGCAAUUUUUAUUUGCUUUUUUCAAGCUUUUUCGUGUCGUCAAACGGAUUGCUUUUUGCCCAACUCGUAAUUUACAAUCGGAGAAUUUUUUGUUUACGAUUUUUUUUCCGUUCUUUGUCGUUCUGAAUUUGCGAGGACAGCCCCGGGGAUAACGGCGACCGGGGGAUAAAAGGGGUUCAGAGAAAAUACGGCACGACAGAUUUUAAUGCACGUCGGAGGGAUGAGAGGCGACCGUCGUCAAACUCCAUCAUCGCUGGUCACCGCGACCAUCAAUCCAAGAUUGUUGCGACCUUUGAUCGUACUCACUCUGGGACUCGUCGGCCAUGUCAUCGGAUAUGGAUAUUCCAGAACCCAUAGCAGCCAAGAAUCAUACGGGAAUGGUCCAUCAUUCGUACGUCCUGUCGGCAAUCAAACCGCAGCAAUUGGUCGUGAAGCUGUGUUCUCCUGUUACGUACGAAAUAUCGGAAAAUACAAGGUGGGCUGGCUGAGGGCAUCAGACCAGACGGUCCUCUCCUUGAAUACACGAAUAGUCACCCACAACACACGUAUAUCAGUGACUUACGAGACCGGCGGCUGCUCAAGCCCGUCAGAUAUUCCUAUGGGCAUUCACGGCGUGACCGGUAGUAAUCAGAUGACAGAUGAGGGAGUCAACUGCACGUGGAGGCUCCACAUACGCCAGCUAAAAGAGACUGACAGAGGUUGCUACAUGUGCCAAAUCAAUACAGAUCCGAUGAAAUCGGAGCUCGGAUGUUUAGCUAUUCUCGUGCCACCUGAUAUUGUUUAUGGUGACGAGACCAGCAAGGAUUUAUCCGUAUCGGAGGGUGAAAAUGUCACCCUCAAUUGUCAAGCAACCGGUAUACCAAAGCCACGAGUUUCAUGGAAACGAGAGGAUGGGCAACACAUUCUCAUCAGGAAUUCGACCUCGUUCUCAAGUUCCUACAGUCGGAAAAUAGCCAACUUUCACAGAAUAACUCAAUUCAACGAGUCAAAGCUUCACUUUCAUCGUAUCGACAGACAGCAGAUGGGAGUGUAUAUGUGCAUUGCCACCAAUGAAGUGCCCCCAUCAGUCAGCAAACGCGUUACUCUGGAAGUCAAUUUUGCACCUGCCGUAGAAGUGCGGACUCAACUGCUGGGAGCGCCAUUGGGCAGGAGUGUGCAGCUGGAGUGCUCCAUCGAGGCACAUCCCAACACGAUAAACUUUUGGGAGAAGAAUAGGGGGAUGCUGCUAGAUGGCCCUAAAUACGAAAUUCGAGAGGAUAGAACGGGUUACCACGUUACAAUGACCCUUCUGAUAAAGAAAUUCACACGAGACGAUGUGGGUAGUUACCACUGCAUAGCGUCAAACAGCUUGGGAAAAGCCGAAGGCUCCACAAGACUAUACGAGAUCGAAGUCAAAGACGACGUGAUACUAGGCGCAGGACUUGCAGAAGCUGCACGUGGUGCAAGCACAGCAUCGUUCUCCACUCUCCACUGGCCAUACUUCGUAAUACUCAAUGUUAUUUCAGUACUGCGCCUCGUGUGUGGACGGUGAACAUACAGCACAUAUCCAAAUCCAAACAAGAGGAAUGGAGUAAAAUAAAGUAUAUAAACACGAACUGACCUUUAAUUCAAAUAAAAGAUCGUCGAGUUUGUGUUGCGCUUUUCACACGGGAAACAAGCGAUCGACCGGUGCUCCGUACAUGUACCAUUUUGUGUGCCAAAAAGUAAAAAAAAAAUAUAGAAAAAUAAAAUGGAUGAAAUUGAAUGGAAUGAGUGAUUGGGAAUACAACGUCCGGGGUUUAUUUAGGGGAUGAAAAUCCUUAAGCUUGAAAAUAAAUUGGGGGAUGAUCAAAAUUAUAAUAAAGAAAAUAAUGAAAAAUUGUCGUUGCCGUGAGCCUACUGUACUGUAUAUUUGUCUUUUCUUAUCGCGUCCUCUUAACCCACCCCAAUCUCACCCCCUACGUGUUAGUGUAAUGAAAUGGUCUAUGGACACUCAGCCGAUGCAAUUCAUGGGGAUAGGAUAUAUGUUCCGUGCCAAAUUAUGGGGGUAAUUAUGUAAUCAGCAAAUUUACAAAGUUUCAUAUCAAUAAACUUAUCUCUAAUCGUACAUAUCUUAUGCGAGUGAUUGGAAUUUUCAUGAAAUUUUAAUGGCAGAGGUCUGCAGUUUUUUAUAAUCACGAAAAAUUGCUAAAAAGCUACUUCUGGGGAAGAUGAGAGGAGAGGGGGUUUCCCAAGGCACUAGUGGAUGUCUGGAAAAUUCUGGGUCAUCUGAAGAAGGACAAAAUUGAAAUAAAAAAAAAGGCAUUGAAUAAAUUAAUGGGAAAAGUAGGAAAAAAUAAUUUUGAAAAUAAUGGGAAACAGAUGCUACGCAUUUCAUCGCUUCGCUGGCUGAAAUUAUCACGAAACCGUCGUUAAAUUAUUAAUUAGCGUGUGCGCCUCGUAAAUUUAAAAUUCUGCUGACCUCAAAAUGAAAUGAUUCUUUCAUACCUUCAUGAAUGCAUUGGCGGAAGAAUUUCUUUGAUGUUAAUGAGCUUCCGUAGCUGUUGUCGAAUGCCGGUGUUGGAGUGGAACAAAUAAAUAUUCGUCAAUAGUUAUUGAACCAUUCAAUUGAGCUGAGCAUUUUUUCCCCGCAGUCGUGUCAUUACCUGACAAUCCUAAUUAGCUUUGAAUUUCGUCAAUUAUAUUCUUCCCGAAGAUCCUCGCGUUAGUAAUAACCUCGAGUGAACUCUAGCAAUAACUAUGAACAUUAAAUUAUUCAUCCAAAUGCUUCUCUCAAGAAAAUUAAAAAAAUCGGAGAAGUCAAUAGUCAUUAAAGGAGUUUAUUCAAGGUCGUGUAACACCACAUAUUUCCCUCAAGAAAAUGAAAAUUUGACGGCAAUGUAUUUUUUAUUAGAUUAACAAAGUUUAUCGCUAUUAUGAACAGUUUAGAAGGAAUGAAUUUACCUGAAUUCAUUGGCUAACAUUAACCGAAUUCUUCUGUCAGUGUGUAAUAAUCGUUUCGUGCAUAAUAGAUGUAAUUUUUUAUGAAACGUCAUCUCUGAUAUGACUCAAGCGCCGCGAUCAUAAAAGACUUUAGCAAGAUAUCGUAAUGUACUUUGAGUCCAUCAUUUUUUAACGAUCAGUUUCUAUGCGAAUAAAUAUGUGAGAAGGUGUAAAAAGCGCUCGGUUUUGCUCAGCUCCAGCUCAACUAUCUCCACCCCCUCAGCAUUGCAAGCAGCCAUGGAAAAGAUGAAAGAGAGACUGCGGUAUUACAUUCGUUGGAUUAAUUUUACGGCGAUUCUAAACGUUAAUACGAGCCGCCGUGGAAUUUAUUUGGAGCCGCAAAAUGGUUAGGGCUGUAGCAUAAAUAAACAAUUUUUUUUUUCCCAACUAUUUUAUCUCAUGAGUGUAUUUUUCGUAAGAAUGUUGGUUAUAUGUACGUGAUAUCCAUAUUUAAAACGAGUGUAUAUAUACUGAAAAUGUAUGUGGGAGAGAGUGAGUGAGAGAGAAAGAGAGUAGUGUGCGAAUGCACCAGAAUGGCGAAUGUAUGUAAGCCAUGUACUAACUGUGUUAUUCAUUAAAACGCAAAAUAAUGUCACAGUGCUCUAUUUUUUCGUGCUUGCCCGGCAAUUCGGACACCCACUCGACUGACAGUAAAAUAUGAUAUUUGAACAAGAUGAAUGAUGAAUAAAAU
Molecule: messenger RNA, 4510 nt
Organism: Diachasmimorpha longicaudata
Lineage: Eukaryota; Metazoa; Arthropoda; Insecta; Hymenoptera; Braconidae
Product: lachesin-like
Exons: 9
Coding region: 1064-2389 (441 amino acids)
Cellular component (GO): neuron projection
Source: RefSeq, a predicted model, not a curated record